Messenger RNA from Physella acuta, 1611 nucleotides. Its product is annotated as hephaestin-like. Gene Ontology annotation, biological process: iron ion transport. Lineage: Eukaryota; Metazoa; Mollusca; Gastropoda; Physidae. Gene Ontology annotation, cellular component: plasma membrane. Gene Ontology annotation, molecular function: copper ion binding; oxidoreductase activity. The record is from RefSeq and is a predicted model, not a curated record.
AUGACGUCAGUGGUUCCAGCCCAAGUCUCGCUACACGUGUGUCUACGUGCCCUCCUGCUCCUGCUAAUGUUGACCUGGUGCCAGGGAGCCGUCAGGAACUACUACAUCGCUUCUAGAGACGUCUUAUGGAACUACUGCCCAGGGGGAGUUAACCUAGUGGACCCCAACGAUCAAGUGACAGCCGACAAGUAUGUUGUACCAGGCACCAGCCGUGUAGGCAGCAAGCGUCUGAAGACCCUAUUCUUCCAGUACACUGACCAGACGUACACCACAGAGAUGGUCAAGCCGGCAUACCAGGGUCUUCUUGGACCAAUCAUACGUGGGGAAGUCGGUGACGUCAUAGUCGUCUAUUUUUUCAACAACGCCUCCAGGAAUUAUUCGAUCCAUCCACAUGGUGUUUUCUAUGAGAAAAAAAGUGAAGGUGCGCUAUAUUUAGACGGGACAUCGGGAAUUUCCAAAGAAGACGACAGCGUCAUGCCAGGGUGCCGGGUCACCGUGACGUGGAACGUGACCGUGAGUGAUGCCCCGGCAGAGGGUGACCCGGCGUGCCUCCCGUGGGUGUACCACUCCCACAUCAACACCAGGAGGGACGUGUCCACGGGGAUGAUAGGCGUGGUCGUCACGUGCAAGCCAGGUACACUGAACUCCAAGAACGAGCGUGUGGACGUGGAUGUCGAGGUGCCGUUGUUCGUCAUGAACUGGGACGAGAACAUCAGCUGGCACCACAGGGACAACAUCAACACCUUCUGUCUGUCACCAUCAACAUGUCAACACCUGGCGGACAGUAGUGACCCAGGUUUUGUGGACAGCAAUUUGAUGAGGUCCGUUAAUGGAAGGUCGUUUGGUACGCUGGAGGGAUUGGAGGUAUGUGUUGGAGACCGUGUCCAGUUUUACGUCAUCGGUUUUGGGAACGAGAUGGACGUCCACUCGAUGCACUUCCAUGGUCAGAAUCUCAAGUACCAGCACCGGAGUUAUGACAUGGAAAAGUUUAUUAGCCAGGUGCCACAUCAAGUACAUUUAUACAUCUUCUAUCCUUCUAGAGGCGACACCGUGUCUGUGUACAGUGCCACGUUCGUUGCCGUGGCAACCAGACCAUCAAACCCUGGACGAUGGCUGAUCGCUGACUUUGUCGAUGACCACCAAAAAGAGGGUACAGCGGCGUUCUAUAACGUGAAGACCUGCCCCAACAAAGGCUACAAGAGAUACCCAUCACGUGACGGCUACUCUGGGACGACGAGGGAGUUUUUUCUAACGGCCGAGGAGAUCACGUGGAACUACGGACCAACGGGGUUGGAUGGCAGGACGAUGUUGCCAUUGACAACGGCUGGCAGCCCAUCGAAUCUUUACUUCAAUCUCAACCAAACCCGACUGGGCGGUGUGUACAAGAAGGCCAAGUUCAUCCAGUACACAAGUUCACUCUUCUGUACCAAGGUCAGCAGCUCGCCCAAGGACGCUCACCUUGGCAUUCUGGGACCGGUCCUGCGCGUGGAGGUCGGGGACAGGGUGGUCGUGACCUUGAAGAAUCUCCUCCCCUUCCCCGUGUCCUUUCUAACCCACGGUCUUAGUUACGACGUAGCAGAGGAGGAUAAAGGUGAGCCCACAGUCUUUUAA